Salvelinus namaycush (lake trout) is the source of this 3102-nucleotide messenger RNA. Its product is annotated as transport and Golgi organization protein 1 homolog. The record is from RefSeq and is a predicted model, not a curated record. Gene Ontology annotation, cellular component: endoplasmic reticulum exit site; endoplasmic reticulum membrane. Gene Ontology annotation, biological process: endoplasmic reticulum to Golgi vesicle-mediated transport; vesicle cargo loading; protein secretion. The transcript has 21 exons. The coding region runs from base 14 to 2320 and encodes 768 amino acids. Lineage: Eukaryota; Metazoa; Chordata; Actinopteri; Salmoniformes; Salmonidae.
ACUUAGCGUAGACAUGGAUCACCCUCCCUCAGGAUCUCUGGAGUCACCUCCUGUCACUGAUUUCCAUGAAGAUGAGCAGAGUGGUUCAUCAUUCGUAUCAGUGCUAAUUUUAUCUGGUCGUCUCGUCACCCUGUUUUAUGAGUAUCUUGGAAUAUAUGGUGUUAUGUUGGUCACCAGCCUGCCAGAGCACUGGAAGCCAGGUCCAGACUUCUACGGCGUGUCCUGUGAACCCGUGCUGGUCACUGCAGGUGCCGGGGUCAUCGGCUUCCUCUUCUGGAGGAGCAUUCUAUCUGUCAAAAGCAAGUCAUAUCUAAAGAUGGUGGACAGGAUGAAAAAGCUUGAACAAGAGAAGAAGGAGAUACUCCAAAAGGUCGCUGAACUGCAGCAACAGGGCGAAGAACUUAAAGAAAAGCAAAAGCUGUCUGAAAAAUCUGCCACUUUAUCUCUGGAAAAGAUCCAGGAAUUGGAGAAUAUUGUGCAAGAGAUGGAGAGACAAAAUGAGCGCCUGGACGAGGAAAAUAACUUACACGCCAUAUCCUUUGACAAAGAGCGGGCCAAUACUGCGAAACAUGAAGAUAUGAUGUCCGAAAUGGACAAAACCAUUGAGAAGUUGAAGCGCAGCAAGAAGAAGACCCAGGAUGCACUGUCGAAGUCUACCAUUCUGAUGGAUGAAGCCAAGCUCCGCGAAGAUGCCCGGAUUGUCCAGGUCCAGGUUCUGGAGAAGGAUAUUGCCACCCUGAAGGAGGAGAACCUCUCGCUGCACCAUGCUGCCAAGUUGUGGGAGGAGAAGCACAGGGAGACAAGCGAGCAGAUCAAAGUCUACCAGAAGUCCCAGAAAGACCUGGAGGAUUCCCUCCUUCAGAAGGACCACAAUGUUCUAUCUGACCUGCUAGGAGACCUGGAGGCCUGCGAUGACCUGAAAGGUGGAGUUGUUGCUAACGGGGUAGCCUCUAACGACAAGCAGACCAUCAUCCAAAACCGCCAUAAGCAAAUGAUGGAUGUCUCUCGGGUCCAGACCACUCUGUCUGUUGUGGAGGAAGAGCGCGAUCGCUUCAUGACCAAGCUGCUGAACGAAGAGAAGUCCAGGAAAGAGCUGGAAGAGCAAUUUCAGAAGCUGGAGCAUGACAUCUUGUUGGUGAAAAGUGACAAGAACCACCUGGAGAACCAGUACAAGACCCUGCAGCAGAAGAAUGACAUCAUGACAGAGAUGUACCAGCAGAAGGAGAAUGCUUUGCAGCAGAAGCUGACCAAGGAGGAGUUUGAGCGCCCCAACAAGGAAGACCGGCUGACGGAGAUGGAUGGCAAGGCCCUAGAGGAGGAGGUCAAGGUGUGUAGGCAGCGCGUUAAGGAGAUCCAGGACGAGCUGAAAUGGACCGAGAAGUUCUACAAAGCUCAGAUCAUUGAGCAGGAGCAGAAAUCUCACGAGAACUGGGUGAUUGCACGCGCCGCAGAGCAAGCUCUGUUCGACGAGAAGAAGGAAACAACUAACAUUCGUAACUUACUGACUGACAUGUCCAGCAAGCUGAAGGAGCUCUGUAGGCCUCUGUUCAAGCCCACCCCUGGGAUGGCUCCCAUGCCUCUCCGACGAGGACCACGACCUCACUCUGACCCUCACGGCCGCCGUUACUCUCCGUACCACAAACACCCAGUGGCUGCUAGACCUGACACCAUGGCCCCACGUACAUCCUCACCAAGCAAUCUGGGCAGCUCGAACUCUCGACCUCAGGGUCCUGGCUCCCUGCUAGUCUCUCCCAUCAGCUCCCCCCUCGACUCAAGCCUCAGACCAGUCAUCAGCCAUCCCUCCGGACACUGCCACCGUCCCCUUCCCGGACCACACCACAUCCCUCCUCCCCCAUCCUUCAUGCCUCCCGUGUACCGACCAGACAACGGACACUCAGGCAUGAUGCCUCCUGGACCCCCACCGCCUAACGGACACCCGCCUGGUCCAAUGAUACCACCCGGACAUCGGCCUCCACCUCCUGGUGCUUACGGUCCCUCUUCCCCACACAACCGGUACCUUCCUCCACCUCCUCACUAUGGACCGGUGCCUCCUCCAUUCGGACCCCCACAUACCUACGUGCACUAUGGACCACUUGAUCACUCCAUCCCACUCCGACACCUGCCCCCUGGGGUGGCCCCAUUCCCUCUUCAUGUCGGCCCCAAAGACUUCCCUGUGCAGCCACAGGUCCCACAUGGCCAUGACUCUUCAGUGGGCCCCCAGCCCGACGCUGGCCCCCAGGGCCAGGGGCAAGACUACAGCUCCCAGCAGGCAACAGCUGCCCCCCAUGACUCAGUCAGCUCUGCCAUGGCAGAGCCUUAGACACCUGCCAACCGUUAACGACCUGGCUACAUUUAAUCAACCACGAUUCAUCUCUUUAUUUUUUCCUUUUUGUUUUUAAUAUGCUGAAAAUAAAUAUCAUAUGAUAUACUUGCAAACAACAGAAGUAUCUAAAAAGUUAGUGUUCCUAUUAAAGCAUCAGAAAAUCAAUGUCUUAUGUUUCGUGUCUGAAAUGUAAUAACGACUUGAAGAGGAGUAGAACUGAGGCUUGUUACUCUGCAAGUCCUAUUGUGCAAUAACAUUUCUAUUGUAUGACUGAGGAUUUUAAGUUUUUGAAAGGGUAUUAUGUUGAUUUUGUAUUCAUUUCACAAUGUUAUCAUGGUUUCCUGUGGAAAUUAUUGAAAAUAAAUGGACCCCAAGCUUUUGGGUUGCUUGAUCGAUCAUUUCAGAAGUACCAUAUUAUCUUAACUCUUCCCCAAACUCUCUUCAGAAUGAACUGAAAAGGAAAGUUGUGUAAGUUGAAAGUCAAAGAUGUAUUUGCUGUUCUUAGGAUAUUUUAUUAAUAAAACUGGUAAAAGGUACUGCAGUUGUCUAUUGUUCAUAUGAAGCAUAUGACAACUUUUGUGAUCCAUUUUAGUUUGAAAGGAAAUGUCUGACAGUGCAUUUUGUUUUGUAUGGGUAGUUGUAUUACAUGUGAAAAGCCAGUAAUCACCCACUAACUGAACACCUGUCAUAUGACCUUCACAUUUGUUUCUUUUUUUGUUCUUAUGUUACAUCAGGGAUGCAUCACAUUUAUCUAUUUAUUUUCAAUAAAAAGAAAAUAA